AUAUAAUCAAAAUGGCUCCAAUUACCACUAAGAAGUCCAAGGCUGCUAAGAAGUUCGUCGUUGACGUUUCCGCUCCAGUUGAAAACGGUGUUUUCGACCAAGAAGGUUACGUUAAGUACUUGAUUGAACACAUCAAGGUCGAAGGUAUUGUCGGUAACUUGGGUGACGAAAUCUCUGUCUCUGCUGAAGGUACCAAGGUCGUUGUUGUUUCCAACACCAAGUUCUCCGGUAAGUACUUGAAGUACUUGACCAAGAGAUACUUGAAGAAGAACCAAAUCAGAGACUGGAUUAGAUUCGUUGCUGUCAAGCAAAACCAAUACACCUUGCAAUUCUACUCUGUCGCUGAAGACGAAGAAGAAGAAGACGAAGAAUAAGCGCAUCACCCAUUUGACUUAUAGACACAGUCUAACUGUGGUUUUCAAAAUUGUUUAUCGUUCACUUUUCCUCUUUUUUGGCAUUCAUUUCAAUCAUAUUUUUGUUUCCUGGGGUUUAUAAUGUUUAAUAGGUUCUUAUCUAUGUAUCUAUCAAAAUAAUAAGUUUUCUUUGAUAAGCAGAAUAAACACAAUUC
This is a messenger RNA of Scheffersomyces stipitis CBS 6054, 568 nucleotides long. RefSeq names its product 60S ribosomal protein eL22. The record is from RefSeq and is a predicted model, not a curated record. Gene Ontology annotation, biological process: cytoplasmic translation. Gene Ontology annotation, molecular function: structural constituent of ribosome; RNA binding. The coding region runs from base 12 to 374 and encodes 120 amino acids. The transcript is spliced from 2 exons. Gene Ontology annotation, cellular component: ribosome. NCBI's taxonomy places the organism in Eukaryota, Fungi, Ascomycota, Pichiomycetes, Serinales, Debaryomycetaceae.